Messenger RNA from Lingula anatina, 3430 nucleotides. Its product is annotated as cytochrome P450 2J5. The record is from RefSeq and is a predicted model, not a curated record. Gene Ontology annotation, cellular component: intracellular membrane-bounded organelle; cytoplasm. Gene Ontology annotation, biological process: xenobiotic metabolic process. Gene Ontology annotation, molecular function: heme binding; steroid hydroxylase activity; oxidoreductase activity, acting on paired donors, with incorporation or reduction of molecular oxygen, reduced flavin or flavoprotein as one donor, and incorporation of one atom of oxygen. Lineage: Eukaryota; Metazoa; Brachiopoda; Lingulata; Lingulida; Lingulidae.
GUAGAAAACUAAAUUCCAUUUGUAUAGUAUAGAAAUUGUGAGUAAUUAAGUUAUUCUGGUACAGAAUUUCAUGAAUAAUAUUUUUUUAGAAAGAAGAUUUUGCUUGAAAGCACUUUUCAUAUGAACCCUACAUCAUAUUUUAGUUUUUUUAGCCUAUUCGCAUAUAAUCAAUAUGCCAAACAGUAGUAUUAAAAGAAGCUAUAUAUCGGGCUUUCCCUACUUGAUAUACAUGUACAUUCACCAUGUCCGAUUGUCGGUUGUCCAGCCUCAAACAGAGCCUGUCGUUCAUAGGUAGUACCGUACGGUACUACAAUACAUGUACGUGAACCUCUCUGAAUUAUCUUUUGACAUAUGACAGGUGACCUUUACGGCAUACAACAGUAAGAAUGUUUUUUUUUUAUUUUUGCGGAAAGCAAUUUUCCUCUAUAAUCAGUCACGUGCCAUUGCUGUGGGAUGCGGGGUCUUCCGGUAAAUUUCAAAAGGAACUUUAUCGACACCAGGUACUUUUAGUUUAGGGAUUCUGUAAUUAUUAAAGUUCUUAAUUAGGAAAGGCCACAUGAAGUACCUGUAGCUUUUCAGGAUGUUUUUCGGGAUAAUUACAAACGCGUACACUACGGUGUAUAUCGUUAAGCCCUAAUAUGCAUAAUAAGCCUUGAACAAUUACAGGACUGUCUGGAAUAAGUGACACGUACAUGUGCGGCAUGUCAGUUUAUUUACCUUUGAGUAAACUGAAAACUACGUCUCAACUUUCACAAGUCAUUGCACAUGCACAAAUUCUAGCAAAUUCUUCCCCGUUAGUACUCCAUUUUGAACCCGUCAGACUGAGGUCAUGUAAACAAUAUGUUUUGCAACGUACACUCUGGGAUCAGAAUCUUAUUUUAGAUCCUAGGUACACUGUAAGAGUCAACACACACACACAGAAUACGCUAUAUAAUAAUAAGGUCAAUAUUUGGGACGCACCGUUACCUAACUGUAAAACCUUGACGCAGUGUAGGGUCACUCUCUUCAUCACUAAGGAGAGGUCUGCUACCAAGCUCAUAGGCACGAAAAUUCAGAUUGUGAUCAGGGACUAAGGGUGAAAAGCCCUAAAGUUGCAGCUGAAGUUACGACUAGGCUCCCACCGAACCCUACCCAGUAGGAUACUGUACAGGGAACGCACCCUAAAAUGAGCAUCACACAACUGUUGCUGAGCUAUCUGGACGUGCCCACAGUGUUAGUAUUUCUGAUCAUUUUUCUAUUCCUGGUUGCUCAGAGAAAGCCCCACAGAUAUCCACCAGGGCCGUGGAGAUGGCCCCUAAUAGGGAACCUCCCCAUUGUGGCCGGGGCCAAAAUGCUGGCCAAAGAAUUCAUGAGGAUAUCCCAGAAGUACGGGCCAGUAUUCUCACUCCGGCUGGGGGUAUUGAACAUGGUGAUUAUAAACGGCUAUGAUGCCAUUCACGAGGCGUUCUCCGAGAAGGCCGAACUAUUCAUUGGCAGACCUCACGAUGUAAUUUAUUUCGUGAAGAAGGCGAUAGGAAAGAAAGGAUUAAUUUUGAACGAAGGCCCCUCUUGGUACGACCUGCGUAAAAUGAUAGCCGUAGCCCUUCGCGAUUUCGGAGUGGGAAAGAAAACACUGGAAGAACGCAUACUGGACGAGUGCCAGGCCAUCUUUGAAGUACUUGACUCCCUGCCGAAAGCACAACCCAUUCAGAGUGUUAAUUUGAAAAGAACGUUAAUGUCCGCAGUGUCCAACAUUAUCUGCUCUAUUACGUUCGGAGACAGAUUCCAGUACACAGAUAAGCAGUUUGUAAAACUGUUGGACUCACUGGCGAGGUUCUUUCGGACCAAUGCUCUCGCGCUUCCAGAAAACGCUUUUCCAAUUUUGAGAUUCAUACUGCCGUCAUCACAGGGAGAAGACAUGAUACGCAUCCAAAACGACAUUAGAGAUUUUGUCAGAGAGCAGGUGGAGAAGCACAAGGAGACCUUUGACCCUGACAACAUCCGGGACAUCGUAGAUCUGUACCUGCAAGUAUCUGAUAACGAAAAGAGGCAAACUAAAGCAUUUUCUAGUCCCCGUGCCUGCCUUGGUGAGCAGUUGGCCAGGAUUGAAUUUUUUCUCUUCCUGACCUCGAUGAUCCAGCAGUACGAGUUUUCCGCGCCCAUUGGCGCCAAACUGCCACGACCUUUCCCCGAACGCGCGGGAAUCACCACGACCCCUCCCGACUACGAGCUUUAUAUCAAGAAACGCGAGUAAGUGGGCAGCUUGGGAUCCAGCCUCCACACUGAUAGGACGAAGACAGUGGGGAAAAAAUGAAAUGACAUCACGUCUCUUCAGUUUGUGCUUUGAACUUCAACUAGAGAUUUUGGUGUCCCUUUUGAAAAUAAUUUUAUCAAAGUUUUAUCUUACUUUGCAAUUACAAGUGUAUACUUUGAAGAAUAUAAGAACAUGUGUACAUAUGUGAUGAACAGGUACCUAUUUUGGCAACGUGCAUAAUUUUUAGGACACAUGCACUGGCAUAUUCGUGAGAUUUAGUUAAAAAAUCCAGAAUGGAGGAGGAAUUUGUACAGAAAAUGUAACCGUGUUAAAGAGAGAGCGCACGCUUUACUACAGUAGUAGCUUCUCUAUAAAUAUCUUACCUGCAAACAUACUCUGCUAUACUAAGGAAAAUAAUAUAAACCUCUCUAUUCCUAACAUAAUCUUUACCUCUCAGUGAAACCUUGGCCACAGAUUUAUAACUAGUGUCAUAAUUGAGUGUUUGUGGUAUUGGAGGAAAUGAACGUUUUUUUUCUUUCGUUUUCGUUAACAAUAAUUGUGACAGAUGUUUAUCAAUGCUUCAGUUGAACCAACGCUACGUGGUUUGAAUUCUUAAAUCCGACUUUGGCUCAUUACUUACGUUGACGAUUGUAAGGCGAAUAAUAAAUAUAAUAUAUAUGCUAUCAAAGUAGAACUGCCUUCUUAAAAUGAGCUACUAAACUGUUCGCUACAUCUUUCAUUUUUUUACUUGUCAGGGUCUUUACAUGUACACAUAAGCGAUGUCUACAAUUAGGGCAUCAAAAUAUAUAUUACUUUUAUUUAUUUUUCCUACUUGAACUUACCAGCCGCAUUGCAGACCGUAGUAGUACUCUUUGGACACAGGGUGCGCUGAUAGAUUGUUUCAAAAUGUUGAAAAGCAGAGUAAUUUUGCACAGUGUUUGAGUGGGGUACGGGAAUAGUAACUUCACAGUCAACCUGCUUAUGUAGAGGUAUAGCGUAAGGAAGGCUGAUAAUAAGUGCACAUACAAAUAUAAGAAAUAUCUCAGAUAAUCACAUAAAUACAUGUAAGUAUGUCCAUGAUAUAUAGGCCUACUAUAUUGUGCAUUUGAAUAUGUUAUUGUGUACACAUUAAUGUAGCCUACCACGUAUUAUUAUAUUGUUAGAUCGAACUCAUUCUACCUAAUGUGCUAGUAUCAA